AUGCAAUCCCAAGGGGAUCCGGAGAGCGAGCCCGCUCUCCGCCUCCGGAUCACCCACAUCUUGUCCUCAAUGGCAGCACCCCUCCCUUCCCUUCGCGCUCAUUACAUCCCCUCGACGCUCCCCACCGCUGUGCCCCCAGGCGUCGUGCCGCAGCAGUUUCCAGUUAUACGCAUCUUUGGAACGACCCCAUCCAACCAAAAAGUCUGCGCCAACAUCCACCUCGCUUACCCGUACUUCUUCGUUCCUUUCCCGAUGGACUCGAUCGACCCCUUGCGACCGGAACGCGUGGUGCGUAUGUGUCAGCGGUUUGCCGUCUCCCUCAACAGUGCCAUCUGUAUGGCGCUGAGGCAAAAUCCUCAUGGAACUUCCGCCGCUGCAAACUAUGCUGGAGGUACCGAUCCACGACACCUUCAUGUCGCGUCCGUUAUGCUGGUCAAAGGCGUGCCGUUCUACGGAUACCACGUCGGCUACUCGUACUGGCUCAAGGUCUCGCUCAUCAACCCGGCGCGCAUGCGAGUGGCAACUGAUCAACUACGCAAACCGUCCGUCUUGGGCCGAGAAUGGCAACCUCACGAGGCGCACCUCAGCCACGUCCUUCAGUUCAUGUGCGACUUUGACCUUUAUGGCUGUGGCAACCUCGACCUCUCAGGAGGCACGUUUCGCGAACCACUUCCUGGCUUUGAUGACGACGACAAUGUCCUUGAAGACAUUCCCGGAUUCAUCACCACACACAACGCGCCUGGUGAUAUGGUCUACCCACCGGGUCUCUCGCCUUCGAAGGACACCACUACCGCUCUAGAGAUUGACAUCCUCCCGCACCAGAUUAUGAACCGCAACCGUCUCGAACAACGUGAUCUGCACCACGACUUUAUCGAGCUGCUCCAUAAACCUCUCGAACCUGAGGAGAAGCUCGUCCCGGCCAUGCGCGAGCUGUGGGAGGACGAACGCCGGCGCCGAGGGGCUCGCGGAUUGGGCACUUCCGAGAAGGAGAUGCUCCCCAUCUCGGGCGGUGGACGCGGCCGCACCAUGGAAGAGCUCGGGUACAAACUUGACGGUGCAGACGUCAAUAACCGCGGUGGUGACUGGAAGAUCUCCGAGGAGCUGUGGGGUAUGCUCCAGGAUCGAAUGGACGUCGAACGCAUCCGACGUGGCAAGCUCACAUUUGACCGCUUCUCUUCUGACAUUCGGGGUGGGAAGAAUGGCGAGAAACGGAAGUACGACAGGUGGAUCAUGACCACGUUCGAGGCCGUCUCGGCUCAUUGGCCCAGGAUGUACCGCACUCAGCGAACUCAGAAAUCGCAACCGUCUGUACGAGUACCAUCCCAAGCUGGCCCAUCCCCAGCUGGCCCAGUCGACCCAAGCUCUUCACCACAGCCGUCCUCUCCUCCUCUCUUCGACGACGAUGACGAGCCCAACCCAUUCGACAUUGUCGCCAGCCAAGCAUCACAGGGCGAGCGCGUCAUGGCUGAGGUCAACCCCGAUGCCAUCCUCCCAGCCAUCGACGAGGAAGAGGCAGGAGACGACGAGGAUGAGGAUGAGGAAGAAACGCUAGCUCGACGUCACGCUCAAGAGAGUGAGCGUCUUCGCGCCACUCAGAAACCUCAAGGCGACGAUGAUGACGAGUAUGACUACGACGAGUUUGAUGAGAUGUUUCUCCAAAUGAUGCCCGGUGAAACUCCUCAACACACAAGACAGUCCACUCCGACAUCCAUGGGCACCGGCCAUACCGCUACGUCGGUAAAUGCCUCGACGGGAAGGCAAAAGGUGGCGAGGCAACGUCGUCUUGCGGAACAGGCAGGAUUCGGCGAUCUCAGCACCAUCAUGGACAUGUCCGUCGCGUUCUCCUCUCCUAGCGCCAACCCGUUCGCGGACCCACAGACCCCAACGAAAAGCCGAGGUACGAACGGCGAGCAGGCGACUCCCACUUCGCUGCCCUCGCCGCUGGACAAGCAGCAGAGGGAAGAAGACGAGGGCCCACAGAGCCCGACACGGUCGGCAUCUAAACCAGAGCUCCUGGAGAUCAAGGCCCGUAACGUCGAGGACAUUGAGUUCAUUCCACCAAACGCUCAGCCAACACCGCCAGCUACCCGUGUCCCACCGAAGAUGCCGCAUACGCCAUCGCUCCAGGUCUCGGCCACAUUGAUCAACACCCAACUCAACACAUACGAUCCAACACACGCCCCUACCCGCGCACCCACUCAGCCAGCUUCAACCUUACCUCCAUUAGCAGAUGCGCCGUUGAAUGGUCGACCAAAGAAGCGUGUACGCCUCUCCAGCCCCUCUCAGCCUGAACAUAGAGUCGUCCCCACUCCACCACUCACGGGCCUCAGUGGACAGAGCGGUGGUACUUCCACAUCCGUGGUGUCAACAAACAGUGGACCGGAUCUCGCAUCCGCUGCCUGGACCUUUGGCGAUCCACCUCCUUCCCUGCGACAGGUCGUCGAGACCAUGGCAGAUUACGGUCUCGAUACCGUUGAGUACCGUGAACCGUUCUACUCCGAUCCCACCGAUAUCCCUCCCGUUCCAAAGCUCUUUGCGGGCCGACAGUUCAAAGUCAAAGGAAACGGAGUGGCCGACAUUCCCCAAUUUGAGUCGGAACUGCCAGCUGCUGCAACCGGGUGGCUCAAGAGCAAGGCUUUCGAACUGGCGAGGUCGCAAACGGGCUGGGAGUUCGCGGCUCCUCCACCGACUCUACGCCAAGUCCUCUCUUACUGCGAGAAGGAGGAUGCUACCGCUGUUGCUGCCUCUCAGCUAGCAGUCCCUACACAGAAGAACCGAUUUGGCUUCAAGCUGUCGCAGAAGAAGCCGCAGCGUGAGCAGCAGAACAUGUCUGUCUUGCUCCUGGAGGUUUUUGCGCCUUCCCGGCUGCACUUCCUCCCCGACCCAAAACAGGACGACAUAGUAGCCGUAUUCUUCUGCUUCCAGAACGAUAGGGCUGAUCUACCCAACACGACGAGAUUCCCCGGCUAUCAUGCAGGAUACGUUGUCGUGGACUCUGUCCAGACUGCCAAUGGCCGUGCCAAAAUUGAAGGGGUGCCGUGUCACUAUGUCGACUCGGAGUUGGACCUCAUCAACUGGGUCAUUGACGCCGUCAAGGACUGGGACCCGGACGUGCUUGCCGGGUGGGAGCUGCAUAAUGCUAGCUGGGGAUACCUGCAAGCUAGAGCGUAUGAGGAGUUUGCCAUCGACUUGCCCGAUACAAUCUCGCGACUUAUUUCGACUCCUGGGGGAGGAAAUCGCAAGGACGCCUACUCGGCGCACCACACGUCGACGUUCAAGGUCACCGGUCGCCAUGUGCUCAACAUUUGGCGUAUCAUGCGUGGCGAGGUGACGCUCAAUGCGUACACGUUUGAGAACGUCGUGUUCCACCUCCUCCGUCAGAGAAUACCCCAGUUCUCGGCGGCUGACCUGACGGCGCUCUGGAAGAGCAAAGUCCCUGGGCAUACCACUCGCGUGCUCAAGGUACUCUUCCAACGUGUCGUCAUUUACGCGGAGCUUGUCGAUUCUGCCGAGCUGAUCAGCAAGAGUGCCGAGUUUGCACGUGUCUUUGGUGUCGACUUUGACGCUGUCAUCUUCCGUGGUUCCCAAUUCAAGGUCGAGUCGUUCAUGUUCCGCAUCGCCAAGCCUGAGAGCUUUGUGAUGGUCACACCGUCCAAGGAACAGGUCGGAUUACAGAACGCGCCAUUUGCUGUGCCUCUCAUCGCGGAGCCCGAGAGCAAGUUUUACCCGCACCCAAUCGUCGUACUCGACUUUCAGAGUCUCUACCCGUCCGUCAUGAUCGCAUACAACAUUUGCUACUCGACCUGCCUGGGCCGCGUGGAGAAGUUCAAGGGCACCGACAAGUUUGGCUUUACCGAGCUCAAAGUCGCCGACGGUUUACUGGAGCUCCUCAAAGACUACUUGACUGUUACGCCCAAUGGCAUGGUCUAUGUUAAACCGGCAGUGCGUAAGAGCCUGUUGGCCAAAAUGCUCGGCGAAAUCCUCGACACGCGCGUCAUGGUCAAGCAGGCAAUGAAAUACGCACGGGGAGACAAGAGCCUCACACAAAUGCUGAACGCGAGGCAGCUGGGGUUGAAGCUCAUGGCGAAUGUGACCUACGGUUACACCUCUGCGACAUUCUCCGGCCGCAUGCCCUGCAUCGAGAUUGCCGACUCGAUUGUGCAGACUGGCCGAGAGACGCUUGAAAAAGCGCAAGAGCUCAUCCACUCGCGCUUAGACUGGGACGCCACUGUGGUGUAUGGCGAUACAGACUCGCUCUUCAUUGCGCUCCCAGGCCGAUCAAAGGAACAAGCGUUCAAGAUUGGCAACGACAUUGCCGACACGGUAACAGCCAUGAACCCCAAACCUGUCAAGCUCAAGUUUGAAAAGGUCUACAUGGGCAGCGUGCUCAUGGCCAAGAAACGCUAUGUGGGGUUCAAGUAUGAACACCCCGACGACACGGAGCCCGUGUUUGACGCAAAGGGUAUCGAAACCAUUCGGCGUGACGGGUUCCCGGCUCAGCAAAAGAUUGAGGAAGUGUGCCUCAAGAUGCUGUUCCGAAACCAGGACCUGAGUGAGAUCAAGGCCUUUUGCUGCCAAGAGUGGACCAAGAUUCUCGAGGGGCGUGUGAGCAUCCAGGACUUUAUCAUUGCCAAGGAAGUGCGCCUGGGCACGUACUCCGAGGACGGUGUGCCUCCUCCAGGAGCCGCAGUCGCGUACCGCCGCAUGCUCAAGGAUCCCCGGGACGAGCCCCAAUACGCCGAACGUGUGCCCUAUCUUAUCAGCAACUCCACCGGCCGUCGGCUGAUCGACCGCGCACGUAUGCCUGAGGAGAUGCUCAAGGAACGCUCCCUGGACAUAGACACCGAGUAUUAUAUCCGCAACCUCCUCGUUCCACCCCUAGCACGCAUCUUCAACCUCGUCGGCGGCGACGUCGAGCAGUGGUAUCGAGACAUGCCGCGCAAGAAACGUGUCCGCUCGUAUGGCGGUGCGAGAGGAAGCAAGAUUGACGCGCAUUUCGUCUCCUCCCACUGCCUGGUAUGCGGUGGGGACGACAAUACAAACUCGAAAGUCUGCCGUGAUUGCCGUGCUGUUCCCGACAUGACAGCACACGCAUUGCUCAGCCGCGAGCAUGUGGCCACGACACGUUUGAGGGAGCUGCACCAGAUCUGUGCCUCCUGUUCCAACACCCCGCUCAACGAGGCCAUCAUGUGUGGCAGUAUCGACUGUCCCGUAACGUAUGCCCGGACUGCGGCGGAGCGCGACGCGGAUGAUACCAAGGGCGUUCGUGGGUUGAUUGCCGACCUGGAGUGGUGA
This is a messenger RNA of Apiotrichum porosum, 5295 nucleotides long. It is a transcript of the gene REV3, whose product is annotated as DNA polymerase zeta. Bases 1 to 5295 code for a protein of 1764 amino acids. Gene Ontology annotation, molecular function: nucleotide binding; DNA-directed DNA polymerase activity; DNA binding. Gene Ontology annotation, cellular component: zeta DNA polymerase complex; nucleus. The transcript is spliced from 9 exons. The record is from RefSeq and is a predicted model, not a curated record. Gene Ontology annotation, biological process: error-prone translesion synthesis; double-strand break repair via homologous recombination. Lineage: Eukaryota; Fungi; Basidiomycota; Tremellomycetes; Trichosporonales; Trichosporonaceae.